Messenger RNA from Diversispora eburnea, 789 nucleotides. NCBI's taxonomy places the organism in Eukaryota, Fungi, Glomeromycota, Glomeromycetes, Diversisporales, Diversisporaceae. The record is from the annotation of a GenBank genome assembly.
AUGGGAAGAACUAAUAAUUCUACAUCGAUAUUUGAACAACGCAGACGAAUUCGUCAAGAGAGGACUUAUUCCAUUUGGCCACCAUCCCCAGAAUAUUCUCCAAAAUCCGAAAAAUUACUAUAUGUUAAAUCAGAAUUACCAAAAAAGAAACGAUCUCGAAGUAUCAGUGAUUCAGAGGACUUUUCCCAUUCGUCAAUAUCGUCAGAAGAUGAUAAAAAACGUAAUUCAAAAAAGAGGAAACAUCGAGAAUCAACAAAAAAGCAUAAAUCUAAAAAACAUAAGAAAUCAAACUUUCAUAAACAUCACAAACAAUCUAAAGAAAAAGAAAUUAUUUCGAGCAGUGGUGGUGAAAAUGAUUAUGCCAGUUCCAAUGAAUCGUAUGAAAAGAAAAAUCAAGAUCAUGACAGUGUAAAUGGAAAAGAUAUUAUAAAUGUUGAUGAGAAAGAAUUGGAGAAGAUGGAUGAACUUUGGAUUGAGAAAAAAGCUUUAUUGGCAGGUGAAGGUUCAGCUAUGGCUGCAUAUGUACAAGAAGGCAAACGUAUUCCACGUCGUGGUGAAAUUGGUCUCACCUCUAAUGAAAUUCAAUCUUUCGAAGAUGUUGGUUAUGUCAUGAGUGGUAGUCGUCAUCGACGUAUGAAUGCAGUACGUAUUCGUAAAGAAAAUCAAGUUAUUUCUGCAGAAGAGAAACGGGCUUUGAUGCUAUACAACCAAGAAGAAAAAGCCAAGAAAGAAAACAAGAUUAUUUCAGAUUUCAGAGAAUUGGUAUCCGAUCGAAUGAGAGGAAAAUAA